Messenger RNA from Kockovaella imperatae, 2162 nucleotides. RefSeq lists its product as hypothetical. Gene Ontology annotation, cellular component: mannan polymerase complex. The record is from RefSeq and is a predicted model, not a curated record. Gene Ontology annotation, biological process: protein N-linked glycosylation. NCBI's taxonomy places the organism in Eukaryota, Fungi, Basidiomycota, Tremellomycetes, Tremellales, Cuniculitremaceae. Gene Ontology annotation, molecular function: alpha-1,6-mannosyltransferase activity. The transcript has 8 exons. Bases 370 to 2091 code for a protein of 573 amino acids.
GUCCCGUUCAAUGCAAGCCUAUGGUACUCCUUCACGCUGCUGACUGCAGAGAGCUGGUCCAUCGCGUUGCAGUAUGAAACUUUCGAUAGCCAUUUGUUUACGUCACUCUACACUGGAUCUGCGACAAUUUUGAGAUUGACCGAGGCUAUUUUGAGCACUCCUCAUCCCAUCCCUUCGGCCUCCCCCUGGAAGCCUCUUUAUAUCUCAGCCUCCGAUAUUGAUCCUUUCAUCCCGAUACUCACUUCACGCGUCCAGACCAGAGCCUCAGACGAAAGCUCAACGCAUGCCUGCAUGACUCAAUCUCACCCGAGGACACUCAACUUCGCCUUUAUCGGCAUCCAAACCUGAUCAUCGCUGUGGUCAGAAAUAAUGUUUCAUCCCGCAGCAAGCGUCCUCCCAUCUGCCAUCGCCUCGUCUUCGUCCUCUUCUUCCUCCACCUCCGCCUCUACCUCCUCUCGACCUCAUUCUCCACCGUUCCACUCGACAAGGUUGUCCAUGUCGGGUGCAUCCAGACCGCACGAUGUGGAAAAAAUGUCCUCUGGACCGAAGACCACGUCAUGGCAUUCACCUUCAAGCUCCUUGAACAAUUUAGGUGCCGGGAUAGCUGCAAAGGGUUUGAGACGGAGACGAUUGACAACCCAGGCAUUGGGAGCUGUGUUUCUGAUUAUCACCUUGACAUUAUGGUACAAGGGAGUGAAAGUUCCUGCGAGACCGAGUCUGAACUUUUUCCCCGCUGCCGCGCCGAGUAGUUACGAAGGCAGCACACCGUCCUCAUCUUCUCAGUCAUCCGAGACCGCAGCAGAUGGCGUCGCCGAAUCACAUAAAUCCUCCAAUCGACCCGAUACCACCCCACUCACUCCUCUUCAAUCUUGGGGGAAAGACCUCAGGUCAGAUCGUCUCCUCGCAGGAUUGGACCCCUGGCCAGCUGAACCAGUCGAUGAUCCAGAUACGCCUGCGCUGUCGACACUUGGGAAAUUCGCAGAUAAUGUUUACGAUGCUGGACACCAGGACCUAGCCAAUUACACUUUUCAGCUAAGGCAAUUCGCCGAGAUCGCAACGUCUGGUUCGGUGUCCACCGAUUUAUUGCAGGGUAUCGCUCGGACUCUUGAGGGUGACACGGCGUCAGACUUUGCUCAUACCACUUGGGAUUCGCGCAAGAAGCUGUGGCAGACGGCUAAAGAUCAAAAGCUUGAUUCUUCCCGAGAUGUCAAGACGUGGAGAGAGGGCAAAGCCACUACGGAGGGUUGGGACUGGCAAUUAUUGACCGACGAAGGGGCGAACUCAUACGUCGAGAGCAAGCUCGGAGGAAGCAGGGUAGAGAUGCUCUGGAAUGAUUUGCCAACGGGCAUUCUCCGCUCAGACCUGUUGCGUUAUCUCUUGCUACUUUUUGAGGGCGGCAUCUAUUCCGACACGGACACGUCACUUCUCAAAGAGCCGUCCAGAUGGGGAUCAGGAGCCACAGUCUGGAAAUACGGUGAAGGCUGGCUGGAUGAGAAGACCAAGCGGCGGUUGGCAGGUGGGGAAGACGUCAAUGAUGUGUUGGGCCCACCGAGUGUCGUGGUUGGGAUCGAGGCGGAUGUAGGCACGCGAGCGGACUGGGCAAAAUGGUGGCCUCGGCCGAUCCAGAUCGUCCAAUGGACAAUGGCAUCCGCUCCUUUCCACCCCAUCUCUCUCUCAGCGGUUCUUCGAGUAAUGCACAAGACGGCGAAGGCUAUCGAUUGGGCACAUGAGCAUGAAAAGAUCAUCAAGAUUUUGAACGACCAAGGAAGGUAUAAAGAUGCGAAAGAGCUUCGUGAGGUGACGGUGAUGAAUGAGCCGAAGAGCGGCGGACCGUUGGGCGUCAUGAGCUGGACAGGGCCGGGUAUAUGGACAGAUGCAGUCAUGUCGUAUCUCAAAGUCAAGUAUGGCGUCGUAUGGACUGAUCUGCGGAGUAUCACUGUGCCUCUACGUAUAGGCGAUGUGGUCGUAUUACCUGUCACUGGGUUCUCGCCUGGAGUAGGUAAUUUUGGAGCCAAAUGGGCAUGGGACGAACAAGCGAUGGUAGAACACAAAUUCAAGGGAUCAUGGAAGACGAGCGAACAUCCGAAAUGAGCACGCACAUCAGAAGCAUAUCUCGCAGCAUUGUAUCUUCAAACACCAGCUAUGCAUUGGGGCUAUUCGAC